Messenger RNA from Neurospora crassa OR74A, 1484 nucleotides. RefSeq lists its product as uncharacterized. The record is from RefSeq and is a predicted model, not a curated record. NCBI's taxonomy places the organism in Eukaryota, Fungi, Ascomycota, Sordariomycetes, Sordariales, Sordariaceae. The transcript has 5 exons. Bases 402 to 1484 code for a protein of 360 amino acids.
CUUGCCCCUUCAGACUUCUCGCCAGCAUCUCCUCCUUUCUUCACAGUACACUCACUCUACCGCAUACACGACUUGCUCUUGUUAUCAUCGCCGCUGAAGUCGGAUGGUGCGACGUUAAAGUGUCAAGCUUGCCCAACUGUCAACCUACCAACUUCAAGACCUCGUUGUUUUCUGGCCAUCAACACUCAAGGAUCCGUUUCAGUCCUCGACUCAACUAACCGAACUCGCUGUCUCGGGAUGGCAGACCUCUUUGGCCACAACUUUACUGGGUCCAAUGAUCCGAACUGGGUUCCAGAGCCCGACCGCCGUGGCACUUUCAACAUUCUUUCAACAUGCCUUGUUACGCUGGGUCUGUGCGUGUGGACAGCAAUUCACCUCAAUGUCCCUGAACACAAGGAAGGAUGGGUAAAACAGCUGGUCCGAAAGGUCGGGUGGAUGUUGAUGGGUCUCUUGAGUCCGGAAGCGGUAGCGGUGCGCAGAUUGCAUAUACAGCUUAUCAACAAUACAACCAGGCCCAAGAAAUUUCUCAGGCCAUGAAUGGCGGGAACAGUCCUUCCGUGUACGCCCGUCUCCGUCGUCGCAUUCGGGAUAGAGGUCUCUGGGGCUUCGUCACGUCCCUAUUUACAUCCUCAAACAGUAUUGAAGAUCAGGCAGUCGGUGUUCCCAAAUGGACUAUUGCUCAUGGAUUUCUUGCUGUCAUGGGGGGCUUUGCGAUUGAGAUUAACGAGAUCGGAAAUGCCAACCAACGACGAGUCAAGAACUUCCUGCCCAAGAAGGCGACAGGGGCCCCGCGAACUCGCCUUACUUUAACUCCAGAAGCUCUGCGAGUCUUGAAGGAAGAAGGACUGGAAGAUUUAAUACCGGUUCUGCCAAGAGAGAGCAUUGUCGACAAGAGCAAAGGGAGCACAUUUGCAAAAGCACUGGUUUGUUUUCAAGCGUCAUGGUUCUGCAUAGGGUGUGUCAACAGAUUUGCUCAGGGCCUCUCAAUAAGCUUAUUGGAACUCAAUACUCUUGGGCACGCUCUAUGCACCCUGGUCAUCUAUGUUAUGUGGUGGCACAAACCACUCGAUGUCGGUGAACCGGAAAAGAUAUCCCUCGAUGCAAGCUUGACCGGCGAGGACCUUAUAAACGGUUCUAAACUCAUUGUGGCAAUGUGUGUCAGGAGCAAACUUGAUGACACAUUGAGCGAAGCCGUGAAUCUUUACGAAGAACCGGAGGCCUUCGUGUUCGACGUGGAAUACAAGUAUCUUGAGCAAACAGCUUCUUUCGGCUGCACAAUCAAUAAGAACAUCGCGGUAUUCCCAGAAGACCUCGAUGCUGCUUACCCAAAUGACUUCGAUCAGCUUGACGGAAUGUCCGAACAAAAGCCCUAUCUUAUACACAGUCUCGUGCAUCCACCACUGAUGCAAAAAUUCGCGUUAAAGAAGAGCAACAUCAACGGUUGCUCCAGAGUCCAACCACACAUUCGCCAUCAAUUGUAUUAA